Messenger RNA from Hippopotamus amphibius kiboko, 1136 nucleotides. RefSeq names its product XK related 9 (gene XKR9). Gene Ontology annotation, cellular component: plasma membrane. The record is from RefSeq and is a predicted model, not a curated record. The transcript is spliced from 3 exons. NCBI's taxonomy places the organism in Eukaryota, Metazoa, Chordata, Mammalia, Artiodactyla, Hippopotamidae. Gene Ontology annotation, biological process: engulfment of apoptotic cell; apoptotic process involved in development; phosphatidylserine exposure on apoptotic cell surface. The coding region runs from base 15 to 1136 and encodes 373 amino acids.
UAUAGUGAUUCAUAAUGAAAUAUACUAAGUUGAAUUUUAUGAUGUCAGUUCUUGGCAUUAUAAUAUAUGUAACUGAUUUAAUUGUGGACAUCGGUGUGUCUGUCAGGUUUUUCCAUGAAGGACACUAUGUUUUUGGUGUUUUAACAGUAAGCUUUAUGCUCUUUGGAACACUUGUGGUCCAGUGUUUUAGUUAUUCUUGGUUUAAGGCUGAUUUAAAGAAAGCAGGCCAAGAAAGUCAGCAUUAUUUUCUUCUACUUCAUUGCUUGCAAGCUGGAGUUUUUACAAGGUAUUGGUUUGCCUUGAAAAAGGGUUAUCAUGUGGCUUUCAAGUACAGCAGCAAAACUGAUAACUUCGUGGAAGAACAGAUUGAUCCUCAUAAAGAAGUUAUAGAUAGGGUGACAGAUCUGAGCAUGCUCAGGCUAUUUGAGACCUACCUGGAAGGCUGCCCACAACUUGCUCUUCAGCUGUACAUCUUUCUGGAACAUGGUCAAGCAAAUUUCACUCAGUAUGCAGCCAUCAUGGUCUCUUGCUGUGCUAUUUCUUGGUCGACUGUUGAUUAUCAAGUAGCUUUAAGAAAAUCCUUACCUGAUAAAAACCUCCUUAAUGGACCCUGUCCCAAAGUCGUAUAUCUCUUUUACAAGUUGUUUACAUUAUUAUCUUGGAUGUUGAGUGUUGUGCUUCUCUUAUUCUUAAAUGUUAAGAUUGCUUUACUUCUGUUGUUAUUUCUUUGGUUUUUAGGUAUAUUGUGGGCAUUUAAAGAACAAACUGAUUUUUGUGCUUCCAGAAGUAUGGAAUUCAUAUACAGGAUAGUUGUUGGAUUCAUUCUUGUCUUUACGUUUUUUAACAUUAAGGGACAGAAUACCAAAUGUCCAAUGUCUUGUUAUUAUAUUGUAAGGGUAUUGGCCACAUUGGGGAUAUUGACUGUGUUCUGGUUUUACCCACUCUCUAUUUUUAAUUCAGACUAUUUUAUACCUGUCAGCAUCACUAUAGCUCUUACUCUUCUCCUUGGAAUUAUUUUUCUUAUUGUUUAUUAUGGGACUUUGCACCCAAACAGAAGUGAAGAAACAAAACUGGAUGAAGUUGAUGGAAAACCAGUUCAAAGAGAUUGUAGAAUGAAAUAUUUCCUAAUGCAGUAA